AGACGAUCAGUCCGACGGCCGAUUCUACUCGUUUCCCUCCCCCAUUUUCAACUCUCCUGUUCCCCCUCCUCUUCAAACUCCCUCUUUUCCUUUUUUUUCUUCCUCCCAUUUUUCUCCUAUCUAUAUUUCGAAAUGAGUGACGGAGUCAACGGCGCCGCGGAGCGAUUCGCCAUCGGUAUCUCCUUUGGCAACUCCUCUAGUUCCAUUGCCCGCAUUAACCCUGAGGGCAAGGCUGAGGUUAUUGCCAACGAAGAAGGAGACCGUCAGAUCCCUACCGUUCUCUCGUACAUCGAUGGCGAAGAAUACCACGGUACCCAGGCCAAGGCCCAGCUCAUCCGCAACUCCCAGAACACCGUCGCCUACUUCCGCGACUACCUUGGCAAGGACUUCAAGUCGAUAGACCCCACGCCGUGCCACAACUCGGCCCACCCCCAGCAGAGCGACUCUACCGUGGCUUUUUCGAUCCGUGAUACCGAAAGCGAGACUCCUAACACUGUCACCGUCUCCGAGAUCGCCACCCGUCACCUCCGUCGCCUUAAACAGUCUGCCACCGAUUUCCUGGGUAAGGAAGUCAACGCCACCGUUAUCACUGUGCCCACCGACUUCACCGACGCUCAGCGGACAGCCCUGACCGCGGCCGCCAAGGACGCUGGUCUUGAAGUCCUGCAGCUGAUCCACGAGCCCGUCGCUGCUGCCCUGGCCUACGAUGCCCGCCCCGAGGCCACCGUGACCGACAAGCUUGUCGUUGUGGCCGACCUUGGUGGUACCCGCUCCGACGCUGCUGUGCUCGCUUGCCGCGGCGGAAUGUACACCAUCCUCGCCACUGCCCACGACUACGAGCUCGGAGGUGCCACUCUGGACAAGAUCGUCAUCGACCACUUCGCCAAGGAGUUCAUGAAGAAGCACAAGACUGACCCCCGGGAGAACGCCCGCGGUCUUGCCAAGCUGAAGCUGGAGGGUGAGGCCACCAAGAAGGCCCUCAGCUUGGGUACCAACGCUACCCUGAGCAUUGAGUCUCUUGCCGAUGGUGUUGACUACGGCUCCACCGUCAACCGCACGCGGUACGAGCUGCUGUCGGGCAAGGUGUUCGCUCAGUUCACCGGCCUGAUCGAGCAGGCUGUCCAGAAGGCCGGCCUUGAUGUUCUGGACAUCGAUGAGGUUAUCUUCUCGGGCGGUACCUCGCACACCCCCAAGAUUGCCCAGCUGGCUCGCAACAUCUUCGACGAGAAGACCAAGAUCCUUGCCCCCUCGACGCUCACUAGCGCCAUCAACCCCUCCGAGUUGUCCGCCCGUGGUGCCGCCAUCCAGGCUUCUUUGAUCCAGGAAUUCGAGAAGGACGACAUCGAGCAGUCCAUCCACCCUAUGGUCACUGCCACCGCUCACCUCAAGAACGCCGUUGGUGUUGAGUUCGCUUUGGGCGAUGCCACCGAGUUCAAGGCUCUCCUGCACGCCGAGACUGCUCUCCCCGCUCGUCGCAUUGCGCAGUACUCCGCCCCCAAGGAGGGUGGUGACGUCCUCAUCCGCGUCGUUGAGGGUGUCCGUGACAUCAAGGUCACCAAGCCCGAGCCCAAGGCCAAGGAGGAGAAGCCCACCAAGACCGAAGAAGACGACGACUCUGACUUCGACUCCGACGACGAGGAGGAGGAGGAGACCCGCGAGAUCGUCUGGAAGACCGAGAAGCCCGUUGCCGAGCUUGCCGUCAAGGGCGUCAAGGCUGGCAACAAGGUUGAGUUGAUGGUUCACGUCAACGCCGACCUGGGUCUGCAGAUCACUGCCCGUGAGGUUGGAGGCCAGAGUGCUGUCCGCGGUGCCGUCCAGGCUCCUUAGACUGUUUCAUCUAAGUGAUUGCACAGUAUCUUCUCUUCUCCUUUUGAUGAAACUUCCCUCUCAUAUCCUUGGACCCGCGCUUUCAUGCUUUAUGUCCUGCACCUUUUGUUUAUGAACCAUUUAGAAUAUCAAAUUUCUUUUUUCUGAUUAAGCUCUGUGCCUCCUGUUGCCCCAUCGCUCUGUUUUCUGUGUUGCAUAUUCCUUCGCUAGACAAACUGGACCGAUGGUUUGAGUCAGCUGAAAACACCGAGGUCAACAGAAUUAUGCCCUACGGAGUACGCUGUCUUUGCAAUGAUUUCUUGAUGACGAAUGUAUCGAUGAAGGUUCUUCAAAAGUAUAUAUACAGGUUGCUUUCUAUAGAAAUUUAUAGAUUUCGAAGUAAACACCAUUGUACCUAUUGUAGAUCUUACUGAAUCCGGAGUUCCACUAAAACCAUC
Aspergillus melleus is the source of this 2264-nucleotide messenger RNA. RefSeq names its product ribosome-associated complex protein SSZ1 (gene SSZ1). Lineage: Eukaryota; Fungi; Ascomycota; Eurotiomycetes; Eurotiales; Aspergillaceae. Bases 133 to 1827 code for a protein of 564 amino acids. The transcript has 5 exons. Gene Ontology annotation, molecular function: ATP binding; ATP-dependent protein folding chaperone. The record is from RefSeq and is a predicted model, not a curated record. Gene Ontology annotation, biological process: protein folding. Gene Ontology annotation, cellular component: nucleus; cytosol.